Molecule: messenger RNA, 903 nt
Organism: Necator americanus (New World hookworm)
Lineage: Eukaryota; Metazoa; Nematoda; Chromadorea; Rhabditida; Ancylostomatidae
Exons: 8
Coding region: 1-903 (300 amino acids)
Molecular function (GO): signaling receptor activity
Source: RefSeq, a predicted model, not a curated record
AUGAUUGCUCGGCUUUUCCUCUGUCUCCCUCUAGUUUUCGCUGUUGUUUCAUCGGAACCGAUGGUAUGUUCAAAAUUCGGAUAUAACUGGGCUGCUGAGAUUCGCUGUCUUCGUGCGUUGUUGUCACAGUGCAAGCGGUCCGCGAGUAAUCGAGAAGUUCGAAAAGUCCCCCACCAAUGGAGCGAGCACUCUAACAACUUUGUUUCUACGGGUGAGAAGCCAAGACCAUAUAAUAUUGUUCCUUCGCCAUCGACCUCAACAACUACAACCACGUCACCUACAAUUCGGAUGUCCGCUUCGAUUCCAGAUUUUCCUGAUAUCAACACUAUCAUUGGGAAUCUGACGGAGCAUUUCGAGAUUAAGCUGCGUAAAUUUAAAGAAGUUUUGCAAAUGGAGCAGCAAAGAAGAAUCUCUGCUUUGCAGGUUCGCUUUGAAAGUGACAUCAAAACAUCCGAAGCUAAAGCGGAAAAGAAAUUAGCUGACCUCAAGAAAAAACAUGAGUUGGAGGUGAAGGAAUUGAAGAAGCGUUUGGAUCUUCUAGGAAUGCGUGCAUAUGUCCAUGGUCGCAACGAGUUCAUUUUUGUUCAGCACCGAAAAUCUUGGUAUGAAGCUGAGGAGGAUUGCAUCUCUUGGGGAGGUCAUCUCGCUUCUAUUAGCGAUGAGCAAGAAAACUCAUUCGUGAGAGGUAUUCUGCGAGCAGAAUCUGCUUGGAUUGGAGUCAACGACGUUCAGGUUGAGAAUGUCUUUGUGAACAGUGAUCAAACACUCGUCUCUUACAAAAAUUUCCAAGACGGAGAGCCGGACAACUCCAACCACAACGAGAACUGUGUGGCAAUAGGUUCAUCCGGGAAAUGGGCGGAUGCAUUCUGUCUUGUCACAAAACCUUUCGUCUGCAAGCGAUGA